UAAAGCCAACCCAUCCCUCUGAUCGAUUCUUUCUCUUUCUCUCCCUCUUCUCCCACAAAAAUCUCAUCUUUGCUCUCGGAUUUGUUCUAAAUUCUCUCUAUUUUUCCUCCUUGAAACCCUCCUCCUCUGUGGAGGCAGCUAAGGCGUUGGUGUUCUGAUCUUUGAUUAAUUAAAGAGAAAAUGAACAUUUGUGCAUAUCAGAGGAACGCCAUGGGAGGAGGAGUCUAUGAGGAGGAGAGGAGUUUUGAUUCGGUGGUUUGCCCUAAACCUCGUAGAUUAGGCCUCUUAAAGCCAGCCAUUAACGAUCCUAUCAGACAUCUGAGAUGGCCUGCAAAUCACCAAAGUGAGAUUGGCGAUUCUAAAGCAGGGACUGAACUACUGGAUAUAAUUCUCACUAAGGGAAGUUAUGGGACAGAAAGAUCUGAUAAUCAGGUGGCUUCAUCGCCACCACCAUUUUUUACCGGAUCACCACCUACUAGAACUUCAAAUCCUUUAAUCCAGGAUGCUCAAUUCGGGAUUGAGAAGAUCACUGUCCCUUUGCCAUUGCCAGCACCUCCAUCUCCAUCCUCACGAAUGGGAGGUGGAUGUGCAAGGAUGAAGUUUGGCCACAAACCUGCUGCUGUGAGGAUCGAAGGGUUUGAUUGUUUGAGCCGAGAUCGCCGCCGCAACCGCAGCAUCUCAGCGGUGGCAUAAACCGUUGAACUCAUCAUAUGACAAACAAACCCAGAUGAGAAAAAUGGGACAUUUUGUAGCAAAUUUUGGUGGAGGAGAGGAGGAUCAAAAUGGGUAGUAGUUGUUUAAUUAAUACUUACUAUUUGCUGUAUAUACAAGUCUUAAGUCAAAUGGGGUGUUAUUGUUUAAGUAAUAUUUUUUUUUUUCCUUUUGGUUUCAUCAAAUCUUCUCAUAAUAUUUGUGGAUGUAAUGAAGGUGUUAUGAGAAUAUUAAUUUUGAAGAAUAAAAGGGAAAGAAGAAAGGCAAAAGAACCUGUAACUUUCCCUUGUCAGGUUUUUGUAUAUAGAGAAAAGGUUGAGAGUCAAUGGGAGGUUUCAUGGAAAAAUUUGUAAUAUCAUGAUGUUCCCGCUUUGUUAUUUUAAUCCUUCCUUUGUAAUUGUAAUUUGGAGGAAAAUGAGAGAAAUCAAUCCAUCCUUUUGUUUUUUUUA
Molecule: messenger RNA, 1160 nt
Organism: Pistacia vera
Lineage: Eukaryota; Viridiplantae; Streptophyta; Magnoliopsida; Sapindales; Anacardiaceae
Exons: 4
Coding region: 181-693 (170 amino acids)
Source: RefSeq, a predicted model, not a curated record